Diprion similis is the source of this 1594-nucleotide messenger RNA. Its product is annotated as WD repeat-containing protein 13-like. The record is from RefSeq and is a predicted model, not a curated record. Gene Ontology annotation, molecular function: promoter-specific chromatin binding; protein binding. Bases 22 to 1455 code for a protein of 477 amino acids. Gene Ontology annotation, cellular component: nucleus. The transcript has 4 exons. Lineage: Eukaryota; Metazoa; Arthropoda; Insecta; Hymenoptera; Diprionidae.
CUAAAGGACACAACUGACAAAAUGGGCGCCAUGUGGCGUCAGCAGGUGUUUGCGCUUGACGCCAAGUACAAUUCUCACCGAGCCUUAAAUCAACCGAAUCUCAGAACCUUGUAUAUACGACGCCGUUGUCAAUUGCUCAGACAGAAUUUUCCAAAGGAAUCUGAAAUUCACAUAAACUAUGUGAAAAUACGCUCUCAAUUAUUGCAACGUAGGUAUGGAAAUAUUGCAGAUCAGAGCUGCACAAGUGUGAGCAGUCGAAGUCGUUCAACAAGUAUUCGCAGUUGUAGUAUUUCACGAUUGUCUGAGCAGGAGUUUAAAACAAAUGUAAAUAACUCAGGCCUUCAGUCAUCAUUGAUGGAUGGGAUGGGCGGAACACAAACUGUCUUUCAGACGAGAAGAUCAAUUGCUGAAAACUAUGCCUUUGUUGGUGUCCAUCACAUAUUUGAUCAACAUUCUGCUGCUGUAUCAAUGUUGAAAUUUGCAAACAAUGAUAGAUCAAAGUUGUGCUGUGCUUCUUUAGAUGGCAUUAUUUCAAUCUGCGAAGUAACCGGUGUUACUGGAACUCCACCCAAAGUAGUUGCACUGCUAAAAGGUCAUGAGAAAGGAGUUACAGCUAUUGAUUGGAGUGUCAGCAAUGAUUUGGUAGUCUCCUGCUCACUCGAUGGUACUAUUAGACUAUGGAGUAUUCAAUACACAUCGUUGGAUCCCGAGACAUUUCAAUCUGAUUCCUUAAAGACAAAUUGUUUACGGAUUGUCAAGGAUCAGCUCCGUGCCGCUAUCUUGUGUUGCGCUUUCCUCCCAGCCAAUAACAAUUUAGUUAUCACUGGCAAUUCACAUGGAUUACUACAAGUUCUAAAUGUAUCUACUGGAAUUUAUCCACGGGAAGGCACUGCAAAAAUUGGCGGAAAGAUUCUGUCGUUAGCAUGUGAAGAAAGCGGAGGAGGAUCCUUGGUGUGGGCAGGAAACGAUAGGGGAAGUGUAAUAUCUUGUCAGCUCGAGGUGGGCUCGGGUCGUUUAACAAAGCUUCGACGGAUCGAUGGAAUUGGUGGAGGAAUAACGAGUCUUUCUUGGCGAUCCUGGCUGUCCAAAGAAUCUCCUUGGCCUACACUUUUAUUGAACAGUGCCUGUAACAGUCUUUGCCUUUAUCGAAUAAUUGAUCAACAUGGGACGCUAUCCCUCGUAAGAAAGUACCCUGUCAGACACAGGCAAUACUUGGUCCGAUCAACAUUCUGUCCACAAAUGGGGGCAUGUUUAAUAGCUACUGGCUCGGAGGAAGGGGCUAUCCAUCUGAUAGACUCAUCAAGGGAAGGCAGAGGAGCUCGAGUGAAUCGUCUCCAAGGUCAUGCUGCACCCACACUAGCUCUUUCUUUCAAUUACGACGAGUCUCUAUUAGCGACUGCCGAUCAUCAAGGUCUUAUAAUUGUGUGGCGCAACCAUCAACAUCAUCAUCAGUAAUCAUUCUACUUUAGGCAUUUGUUAUUUAUUGCUUUGGACUAUCAUGAACAGAUUUUUAAUAUUCAAGAUGAAUAUUUGCAUUGUCGCCUAUCAUUCAUUUGUACGCUCCUAAAGGAAUUGUCUGAAAAUUAUUUUCUUG